GCUAACACACACUUAACAUUCGUUCGCAACAUGGCGUUGAAGCGCCGAGAGACACGACGGCUCUCCCCCGACUAAUGCAAGCUUAUUGUUAGGAAAGCCAGGGGACUGUUAACCAAAGAGACCUAAACAUUCACAUAGAGUCCUUUACGCACCGGCGGAGACAAUAGCGGAUUCCAACAUAUGCAUGUCGCUGUAACGGUAUAGCUGGUUGUAUAGACGUACGCUGCUACCCCACUGGUGGAAAUCAAAGGCUGUACAUGGCGGUGGAGAGUACAAUUUGGCUGUUCUGUCUUCUUUCGCUGUUUUGUGGUCCAGCCAAGCAAGAAAAGCCUGUUUCCGUGGAGCUGAGCUGCGGGGCUGGGCCCAGCCAUGUAGUGUUGGAGCCAGGUUUGCCCCUCUUGCUGGACUGCAACCUUGGGGCCAGCGAUACACCUUUCAAUGUCACCUGGCUUCAAGAUGGCCAGCCUUUGCCUCCGGAGGGGGGCAACUUCCUGCAGUAUUUGGCCAACGCAUCCCUCCUCCUGCUGCCGACCUCUAAGGAUGGCCAGCCUGCCCACGGUGUAGAGGGGGGCUACAGCUGCAUGAGUGCCAGCGCCAUCGGAGCCCUGACCAGCCGGACUGUAAAUGUUCUCCUAGCAAGUCUGUCCAAGUUCCAUCAGGAGCCAUCACCCCAAACGGUGCCCGCUGGGGGAGCUGCCCGCUUCGAGUGCCAGAUUGAGGGAGUACCCACACCGGUUAUUACCUGGGAAAAGGACACAGUGGCUGUCCCCGAGGACACAAGGUUCAUUUCCCUUCUUAACGGGGUGCUCCAGAUUCUGGAGGUGACCAAGGAGGAUGAGGGCGCCUACCGCUGUGUCGCGUCCAACUCUGCCAGGAAGGACAUCAGUCAUGAAGCCAGGCUCACUGUCACCACAGGCUCUUCUGAAGCCCUAAACGGAGUUGCGAUUGUUGCACCACCUCAGAAUGCAACAGUCGUACUCGGCCGUCCUGCUGUGAUGGAGUGUAUGGCACAAGGCCAGCCGAAGCCACUGGUGUCCUGGAGCAGACAAGAUGGAAAGCCCAUUUCUACUGAUGUGGUCGUCCUUGCAACAAACCUGGUGAUUAGGGACACAAGGCGUCACCAUGCCGGCGUCUAUGUCUGCCGGGCCAACAAGCCCAAGACCAGAGAGUUUGUCAUUGCUGCUGCUGAGCUGCAUGUGCCUGCCCCUCCAGUUAUUCUCCAGCCCCCAGAGACAGUGUCCCUUUCCCGGGGAAACACAGCCAGGUUUGUGUGCAACAGCUCCGGGGAGCCUCCUCCAGUGUUGCACUGGCUUAAGGACGGUAAGCCCAUCAGGUCAUUCAGACGGGUGAAGACCCAAAGCCCCGGAGUCCUGCUAAUCAACCAGCUUGCCCUAGAGGAUGCGGGCUACUACCAGUGCAUAGCAGACAACGGGCUGGGCACGGCCUGUGCCACUGCCAAGCUGACGGUCAUUGUGAGAGAAGGUCUGCCCAGCCCUCCUCGCCACCUGUCUGCCACGCCCUACUCCAGCACAACUGCCCUGCUCGUCUGGGAGAAACCUGAGUACAACUCGGACCAAAUCAUCGGCUAUUCUGUGCACUACCAACGUGCUGCAGGCUCAGAUAAUAUGGAGUACCAGUUCGCAAUGAACAACGACACCACAGAGUAUCACGUGAAAGAGCUUCUCCCCCACACUGCUUACACAUUCUUUGUAGUGGCUUACUCUCCCAUGGGUGCCAGUCCCCCAUCCCCACGUGUAACAGUAGAGAUGCUGGAGGAUGUGCCAAGCGCACCUCCCCAGCUGUCUAUAGCCAGCACCUCCCCCACAGACAUCAGGCUGAUGUGGCAUCCAUUGUCCUCGCAGCACAGUCGAGGAGCUGUUACCCGCUACCGCAUUGAGUACAGCACUCUGGAUCAGUUGGACACUGUGUUCUCAGUGGAAGUAGGGGGUAAUGAGACUCAGUUCACACUGAGAGAGCUGCAGCCCAACCAGGUUUACCGAGUGAGGAUAGCAGCUGGGACGGGCGUCGGCUUUGGGGUGCCCUCUGAGUGGGCCCAGCACCAAACAUUAGCCCACUACAACCACAGCGACCACAGCAUGGUGAUCUUUGCUCCUACUGAGCUGAAGGUCAGAGCCAGGGUGAACACACUCAAUGUGACAUGGCAUCCCUCGCCCAAUCACACCCUGGUCUCUGGUUACAAGCUGUCCUGUCGAGAGGUGGAGGCUGACGAAUCAGCCAAUGGAGAGAGGACGACACAGACUCACACCAUCAGGCUCCGUAAGAAGGCCAGGUAUCAUCUCCUCACUGGGCUGGUGCCUGACCGGCAGUACGAGGUGAGAGUUUGGGCAUUCAACAAGCAGAUAGAAGGAGCAGCUGCGGUGUGGAAGGGAAGGACGGAGAAGAUCCAUGACCGAACGCCACCGCCGCCCAUGCGCCCUCCUCCGCUGCCCCCAAGCAGCAUCCAAGCCAUGGCCAACAGCUCCACCUCCAUCUGGCUGCGCUGGGAGAAACCACGGUUCAGCAACGUACGCAUCAUCAACUACACAGUGCGCUGCAGCCCAGCAGGAACCACCAACGCCUCCCUGGUCUCCUAUUACACCAGCUCUGCGCAGGAGAUACUGCUCGGGGCGUUGAGGCCCUUCACCCGCUACGAGCUGGCGGUGCAGUCUAAUGGAGUGGACGUGGUGGGACCCUUCAGCAGCACGGUGGAGGAGUCUACUCUGUCUGACCGGCCCUCCACACCUCCUGAGGAGCUGCAGCUGAGUGCUCUGGACUCCUCCUCUGUGCUGGCGAGCUGGCGCCCUCCGCUGGAGCCUAACGGUAUCAUCGUCAGCUACAGGAUCUUGUUCAGUGGCAACCUCAGCCAGCCUGAGCACUUGUGGGAGAACCUCUCUCAGGAUGGGAGCAUUACCAGUGUGGAGGUCCAGGGUUUAUCCGGGGGCACCCGUUACUUUUUUAAGCUGGGAGCAUCUACUGAGGUGGGGCCAGGGCCUUAUUCACCUGUAAAGGAUGUUCACACACCCCAUCAGAAAUAUGAGCUGGACAUCCACGCAGUGACAGGCAUCAUAGUCGGUGUGUGUCUGGGACUGAUAUGCAUCCUCCUCUGCAUGUGUUUCAGCUUUCGAAAUGGCAAAUCCAGAGAGGUGUCUGGGGGCUUGGACUCCACAGCUGUGACCCCUCAGUACAGGCGAGGAGGUUGCCCCGUUCCCUCCAACGUGCCAGAGUGCAGCGAUAGCCACGAGCUGGAGACACUGAUGCCCCCAGGCAGCCAAGAGUCUGGUCAGCAGCUAGAAGAGGCCCCAGAGGAGCAGAGCCUGAUGGCAAGUGCUAAUCCAGGGGAAGGGGAGGAUGCCCCUGCACCUGAACCCAAGGCUGCUUGGAAUGGCUCUGUGAGUCAUAACUGGGCCAACAGAAUCACUAGAUACAGAGACACCAUAACAGAAGACUCUCCAACACUCAUUAAUGGAGCUCUCAACAUGCUAAUUACUGAUAACGGCACGGACUUAGAAGAUUGUCUGUGUACAUCGGUGUGCAGUAACCAGGUGGAGGCAGAAGUCAUUGUUCACUCAGAGCUGUCAGACCCAGGACGGGUGAAAGAGGAGGAGGAGGGCAGUGACAGUGAGAAGGAUUCUAACACCACCAGGGGACCCUCAUUAUCAGAGGACAGAUAUUCCCCUCUGAGUCAGCCAAGCCCACCAGGAGAGGGGGACACUCUCGAAGAACUCUCAUUGGCCCAAAGCCCCACGAGUCUUUCCUUGAUGAAGUUGGUGGCUAAUCACAACGGGGAGCUACAGGGCACAGGAGACCAGUUGAGCGCAGACAUAGAGCCGCAGCAGGACAUGGGGCUUACCAAUGGCUUCCACUCCCCAAAGACCGUGCGUUCUGCACUGAGGUCAGAGCAUCUGGAGAACGGGGACUCCAGACACUGCCCUUCGGCACCAGGGAAGGCCAUCUCUGCUGGGCUGUCCCCUGCCCCCUUUGUCAGCUCCGGCCUUGUCCACUCUACCUCAGCAGCACACAGUUAUCUGUGCCCGUAGCCCCUGCAUGUAGGGCAUCGACCCUUACACACACAUACAGACAUCUGACUGAUUUUUGUUCUUUUACGUACCCAGGAAGAAUCCCUAAGGAUUAUUUUUAUGCACCUCAUUACUGGAUUCCUUUCUCGUCCUUGCAAAGUUUUUAUAGGUACUUUGAAUCCAUUGUUUCAUACGUGUGUGUAUAUACAGUACACAUAUACAGUAUAUUUUUAGUGGUUGAGUACUGUAUAUGGGUAUGCAUUCUCAAGCAUUACAACCAUAUUUUCCUCUGGGUUUUUUUUUCCUGUCUGUGGGAAAGAAAGAAAAGAAAGAUUUAACUUAACCAAGCAGAUGGAAGUGGAUUGAAGGAGGCUAUUCCCACUGUGUCGCACAUGGCUCUGCUCCACUCAGGAAUGAGAAAGCCUGGAAUGUUCUGUGAGUGAGCGAGACAGGCUAUCAUCAUGGAUGGGAGGAUAGGGAACACAGGCUCGAAUGAUCUCCCUGGGUUUCGUUGUGUGGAUGCUACUUUACCAUGGCACUGAGGAAUAAGCCUUAAAGAGUAUCUGCACACUCUGAGAGUGCAGAACACCUGUGUCUCUCUCCAGCCUCCUGCUGUCUCAGGGUCCACACAUACACACAUACACUCUGAAACACACACACACAGGAAGCUAAGGUACAGCUGAUUCCAUGGUAUCUCACAGAAACUCAAAUGGUCACCCAUAAACACACAUUUACACACACAUAUCCUGACUGGAGUGUGGGGGUCUCAGGUGCCUAAUUAUUGUAGGUGCGUUUAUAACCUCUGUAUAUUUCUAUAGAUGAUUCUAUUAAGUACAAGUACAAAACACAUGUCAACAUGGAGGAAAAAACCCUUAAAAUGUAAAAAGAUAUGGAUUAUACAGAUUUGGUACACAUGAAGUAUUCUUCUCCAAAAUGCCAUAUAUCCAGGUGGAGUGGUUUUGUAAAGCAGGGACACUCAGCUGAAAAGUAAAAAGUGGUUUUGCUGUAUUUCAGAUGGUGGAUAUAGCAUUUUGGAAUCAAAGUAUUUACAUGUUUAUGUUGGUAUUGGUUUAAUUAUGUUGGUGGGAGAACCAGCAAAAAUGUUACAACAACCCAUCUGUAGACCUAAUUGAUUUGGCUCCCAAUUAGGGAUGCACCAUAUUGUGCUCUUGGUUUGUGCUCUUUAAUUAAGUAUAAUAAUUUUCUUAAGUGAAAGACUUUUUUUAACUGGAGGGGAAUUCAACUUGACUCUAGAAGUCUGUCUAAUCCUGGCAGAAUGAAAAAAUAUUCCACGACACGAUACUCUGCUACAGUACCAGAAACCAACAAAAGCUGACUUGAAAUUUUUUAAUGUAUCUGAUAGGAAAUAGGUUUAAUAAGAAAAUAAAAAGAAAUGUCCUUUUUUUUUUUUACAUUGGUCCAAAACAUAUUCUUUAAGUAUUCAAUCAGAUUGUUUUCCAUAAUUGACUAAUAUGUAAAGCAGAGUGAGUCAGUAUUGGUUUUGGCAGUGUAAAGCAGAACUGGUGCAUCCCUACUCCUUAUCAACAACACUACCUCAUUUCUUUUCAGGAUGGUUUCCAGUGUGGUUUUAUUAGUUUUAUGUAACUAGCACCUUUUAAAGGUCUUUUUCUUUCUUUUUCUUUUUUUUUUUUUACAGUCUUUAGUAUUUGCAGAAAUAAUCGUCCGACACUGACUGUACGUUCUUGUGUUAUGUCAAAGGAAUUCAUGAUGCUUUAAUGCAUUGCAGCUUCCUCUCAUAUCUCUAAAAUAUUGUGUCACUCAGUACAAUAUUACUGUUAAAUCUCAACAGAAAACAUAAACACCCAGUGUCUUUGAUAUGAAGCACCUUAAACUAGGUUCAACCAAUUUCAUCCAAUUACAGUUUUGGACCCCGAUUUCCAGUCAAACGAGUGCCACCUAUGGGCAAGGAAAGUAAUAGCUCCUGUAUGUUGACAUUUAUGCCACCUGCCGGGAAUGAGUGUUACUGUUAUAUUUUUUUUGCACCAUUAACCAAUAAGAAGCCGUCAGUGCUCACCUUUGCGCCUUGUUUCCACUUAGGUAUGUGACUGGUGUCCGUAGAUCCGUAAAUAUACGGGUGAUGCCUCUAGUGUCCAACGCAAGGAAGUGCAUUUCUUUACGGAUGGAUAGAAACCUGAUAGAAACUACCUGUAGCCAUGGGGGGAGAGGCUAAUUUUGUCCGGUUUUCGCCAUCCGGUAGUUUGGAAUAUCUGCUUGGAGCAUUCCCGGGACAUGUUUUUUAGCAUGUUUUGUGAAAUGUAAUAUAAGUAAAAAGACGUAUGAACGGCUCAAUGAGUCAUAAUGACAAUCUGACUGUAUAUAAUGUAUAACCAUAUUUUAGCAGAAUGAUGUUACUCAGAUUUACAAUGCGUUAAAACUAUGAACAAGUUAUUUUUAAUCAUAAAAACUCACUUGACAAUCAACGAAGGCAACUGAAUUGAAGAAAACAGCCUGUUAGUCAGUUAGCAGCCUGUUAGCUAGCACACUGUCAUAUGGUCUCUUUGAAAUCCACUGCAAAAGUUUAAUUUUUUUAACUUACCUGAGGCAAAUUUGAGACUGAAAUAUUAUGGUGGGGAGGGGUUUCGCAGGCACAUCAGAUAUCGCAGAGAUUCCCGUAGGAAUGAAUGGACAGUUGCCUCGUCUUCAUACACAUACCUAAGUGAAACGAGGCGGUAAGGGGAUGGAGAUUUACUACCUCCUCUGUUGAAGUGAAAACGCCACAAAAUAGCAAUGGUUAGCAGAGAGUAAUGGGACAGGAGUGAAUGGUCCAAAUAUGUCAUUUAUAUAAACCGUGUGAACUUGUUCUUUUACCAACUGAGCAAAGCUACAAGGCUAGCUAACUAAGCUUGUUAGCUCAGAAAGCUUUGUUUUCCCUCAUCAUUAACUUUAUUGAGCAAAACAUUGUGCAGUGGUGAACAAAGUGCCAGGGUGAAGUAAACAGAACAGAAGAGGAGAUAUUGUGACUGACCAGUGCUGGACCAGCCAGGCAAGCUACUAUGUUAAGAGUUAGCUCGCUAUCCACAUGGAUGUAUAAAGAAAACUGGGUAUUGUGUCAGAUGUU
Molecule: messenger RNA, 7095 nt
Organism: Epinephelus moara (kelp grouper)
Lineage: Eukaryota; Metazoa; Chordata; Actinopteri; Perciformes; Serranidae
Gene: igdcc4
Product: immunoglobulin superfamily, DCC subclass, member 4
Exons: 20
Coding region: 258-4037 (1259 amino acids)
Biological process (GO): cell-cell adhesion; axon guidance
Cellular component (GO): plasma membrane; axon
Molecular function (GO): protein binding
Source: RefSeq, a predicted model, not a curated record